UACUGUGGAUUCCAUGUUAUAGGUGAUUAAAUUCACCCCUUUUGAAAGAUGGGUGGGGGUGUGGAUGCAUUUAUGGUGGUGGCAUCUGAUGGUUAGAGUAAUAAGUCAGUGAGGAGAUGGUGAAAUCCAAGAAACAGUCUGGCCUUAGUAAUUGCUUCUCCCUUUUUUCUACCCUAUAAAUCCCCUCCUCUCUUCCCUCUUCUUCUCACAUUCAUCUUUUUUCCAAUUUUCCUCCAUUUUUUUUUUCCAAAUUUUCACCAUUUUGACUCUGGGUGUCCGUACACUUUUCCCUUGUUGAACCACUUGAACUACCCACACCCACCAUUAUAUUCUUUCUUUUUCUGAACUGAAUCGAAUCUCUCUGAUUCUUUGAACCAUGGAUUUGGGCGUGGCUUUGUUGUUGUUUAGUGGGGUGACAUGUUAUCUUUUAUGGUUCACUUUCAUUUCAAGAUCCUUAAAGGGUCCGAGAGUGUGGCCGUUACUUGGGAGCUUGCCCGGGUUGAUUGAGAACGCGGAACGUAUGCAUGAGUGGAUCGCCGACAACCUACGCGCCUGCGGCGGCACGUACCAGACAUGCAUAUGCGCCGUGCCUUUCUUGGCCAGGAAGCAAGGUUUGGUGACCGUUACGUGCGACCCGAAGAAUUUGGAGCAUAUUUUGAAGACCCGGUUCGAUAACUACCCGAAGGGUCCGAAUUGGCAGUCGGUUUUUCAUGAACUGUUGGGGCAAGGGAUUUUCAACUCCGACGGGGACACGUGGCUGUUUCAGAGGAAGACGGCGGCGCUUGAGUUCACCACGCGCACGCUCCGGCAGGCGAUGGGGAGGUGGGUGAACCGGGCGAUUAAGGUCCGGUUCUGUCCGGUUCUUGAAACGGCUCAGGUGGAAGGUAAACCGGUUGAUUUGCAGGAUCUUUUGCUCCGGCUCACGUUCGAUAAUAUUUGCGGGUUGGCUUUUGGGAAGGACCCGGAAACGCUGGCGCCGGGGCUGCCGGAGAACACUUUCGCGGCGGCGUUUGACCGCGCCACGGAGGCAUCUCUCCAGCGGUUUAUCCUCCCGGAAGUGAUUUGGAAGGUGAAGAAAUGGCUGCGACUCGGAAUGGAAGUUAGCCUAAGCAGAAGCUUAGAACAAUUAGAUGAGUAUAUGUCGAGCAUCAUUAAAACCCGCAGAAUCGAACUCCAACAAACCGACAACAUUAAUCUCCACGACGAUCUGCUCUCGCGAUUCAUGAGGAAGAAGGAAUCCGACGACAAGGUUCUGCAACACGUGGCGCUCAACUUCAUCCUAGCUGGACGCGACACGUCAUCCGUCGCUCUCUGCUGGUUCUUCUCCCUCAUCAUGCAAAAUCCUAGAGUGGAGGAGAACAUCCUCCGCGAAAUCUGCACCGUUCUCGCCGAAACUCGCGGCGGAAACUUCGGAAACGGCGGAGACCUCUCGGCUUGGCUCGACGAGCCGCUGCAAUUCGAGGAAGUCGAUAAACUGGUGUACCUGAAAGCCGCACUGUCGGAAACUCUCCGCCUCUACCCGUCCGUGCCGGAGGAUUCGAAGCACGUGAUCGCCGACGACGUGUUGCCGGACGGGACAUUUGUUCCGGCGGGAUCAUCGGUAACCUACUCGAUCUACUCCGCCGGAAGAAUGAAAUCAACAUGGGGAGAAGAUUGCCUGGAAUUCAAACCGGAGAGAUGGUUAACCCUAGACGGCAAAAAAUUCAUAAUGCAAGAUCAAUACAAAUUCAUAUCAUUCAACGCCGGUCCACGAAUCUGUCUAGGCCGGGACUUAGCCUAUCUACAAAUGAAAUCCAUAGCCGCCGCCGUGCUUCUCCGGCACCGCCUAUCCCUCUCGCCGGGCCACCAAGUGGAGCAGAAAAUGUCUCUCACUCUCUUCAUGAAAGACGGUCUCAAGGUCAAAGUCCAUCCCCGAGACCUAACGCCCAUUAUCUCCGCCGUUAACAUUAGCAAAGCUGCAGCGUUGAAUUCAACUAACGGCGUUAAUGAGGGAGGUACAGAAUCCACAGAAGGGUAAUUAAGGUUGUUGGAAAGGUAGUUGGGGGGAUUUAAGGAUUGGUUUGGUGUUUGAUUAAAUUCUUGGGAAAGUUGGUAGAAAUGGUAGCUGGUGUUCUUGAGGAGCAUAAAUGAAUUGAACCGGGUUUAAUGGUUUAUGGAUCUGACAAUGGGAGAGGUGUUCACAUGGAUGAUUAAUGUUGUGGCGAGCUGUGAGGAGUUAAGGUUGGCUCCUCAUCAGACAUAAUAUAAUUCUCAUGAACGUACAUCUCAUCUCAUUCAUUAUUGCAGACAGGGGAGUUAAGGUUGAGGAGACAAUCCUCAAAUUUUCUGCGUGUAUUUACUCUUCUAUUAUUCUUUUUUCUUUUGCUUAUUUUAUUUUAAAUUAUUCUUAUUUUAUUUGGCAUAAGAUUACCCCAAAAAUUCUUUGUACCUUUGCUUUGUAAUAUUUUACUACUAUUGGGUAUGUUGAUUCUUUUAUCUUCCUUGCA
This is a messenger RNA of Ipomoea triloba (trilobed morning glory), 2486 nucleotides long. RefSeq names its product cytochrome P450 86A8-like. Lineage: Eukaryota; Viridiplantae; Streptophyta; Magnoliopsida; Solanales; Convolvulaceae. Gene Ontology annotation, molecular function: monooxygenase activity; iron ion binding; oxidoreductase activity, acting on paired donors, with incorporation or reduction of molecular oxygen. The transcript has a single exon. Bases 377 to 2017 code for a protein of 546 amino acids. The record is from RefSeq and is a predicted model, not a curated record.